AUGAAAUUCUCCAACUUCGUCGCGGGCGCGCUCGCCGCCUUCGCCCCCCUCGUCCAUGCCACCAACUUCAUCGCCGCCGACUCGCUCAUUCAAUGCGGCGACAACACCAAGCUCUCCGUCACCAAAUUCUCCGUCCUCUUCACCCCCGAAAAUAAAACCCUCGAGGUCGGUUUCGAAGGCUCCACCGCCAUCUCCGGAAAGGUGGACAUGCAGGUCGACCUGAUCGUCUACGGCUACAAGGCCCUGACCGAGCACCUCGACCCCUGCAGCUCCAAAGGUCUGACCGGUCUCUGUCCGAUGACUCCGGGUGACCUGGACCUGAAAUCCGCCAAAAUCGACGUCGGCUCCGAUGUCCUGAGCAAGAUCCCCGGCAUCGCCUUUAACGUCCCCGAUCUGGAUGCUCUCGUGCGCAUCAACGUCAACGACAAGAAGACCGGCGACAGCAUCGCCUGCGUCGAGACCCAAUUGUCCAACAGCAAGUCCGUCUACCAGGUCGGCGUGUCCUGGACCGUCGCCGUCAUCACCGGCCUGGGGAUCAUCAUGUCCGCCGUCUACUCCGUGCUCGGUCACUCGCAGACCGCCACCCACGUCGCCUUCAGCGCCAUCUCGUUCUUGACCUUCAUGCAGGCCCAGGCCAUGGCCGGCAUGAUGUCCGUCCAUAUGCCGCCCAUCGUGCAGGCCUGGACCCAGAACUUCCAGUGGAGUAUGGGCAUUAUUCACCUGGAGGGCUUGCAGACGCUCUGCACCUGGUUCCAGCGCGCCACCGGGGGCACCCCUUCGACCCUGCUGUCCGACCUGUCGCACACGUCCGUCAUCGUGCAGAAGCGCUCGUCCAUCCUCUCGCGGGCUGCCAGCGCCCUGGCGCGUCGUGCCGACGAAGGCGCCGGGCAGGUCACCGUGCGCGGCAUCGAGCGCGUGGGCUUCCGCGCCUCCAUCGAACCCAGCAACGUCUUCAUGACCGGCUACUUUUUCUACUACUUCAUCGUCGUCGUCAUCCUCAUCUGCGCCCUCCUGACCAAGCUCAUCUGGAAGCUCCUGAGCAAGAAGCGCCAUCUGCCCGUGCAGCUGACCGCCGGCUGGACCUCGCUGACCCGCGGCACGCUCUUUCGCCUGAUGUUCCUGGGCUACACGCAGAUGUGCGUGCUGUGCCUCUGGGAGCUGACGCACCGCGACUCCGGCGCCGAGAUGGCCCUCGCCAUCUCCAUGUGGCUGCUGACCUCGCUGGCCCUGGGCUGGGCCACCUUCAAGAUCUUCCAGCGCGCCAAGCGGUCGAUCAGCAUGCACAACAGCCCCGCCUACACGCUCUACUCGGACCCGACCUGCUUCAACAACUGGGGUUUCCUGUACAUCAACUACCGCGCCACCGCCUACUACUUCAUCGUGCCCAUGCUCGUCUACACCAUCAUCAAGGGCAUGGUGAUCGCCUUCGCGCAGUCCGCCCCCGUCGCCCAGACCGCGCUGAUCCUCGUCCUCGAAGCCAUCAUGCUGAUCGGCGUCAGCAUCAUCCGGCCGUACAUGGACAAGGGCACCAACAUCUACGGAAUCGCCGCGGCCGCCGUCAACUUCCUCAACUCGGUCUUCCUGCUCAUCUUCUCCGACGUGUUCAACCAGCCCGCCCUCAUGACCGGCAUCAUGGGCGUCAUCUUCUUCGUCUACAACGCCGUCUUUGCCAUCGUCAUCCUCAUCUGGAUCCUGCUGGGCGUCUACCACGCCAUCCGCCUCAAGGAGCCCGACUCGCGCUACCAGCCCAUCAACGACGACCGCAACUCCUUCAUGCGCUCCGGCGACCAGAUGACCACCGAGCUGGACGCCCUCGGCAAGUCCGCCCGCGGCGACCUGCGCUUCCAGUCCCUGGGCGACGGCGACGACUGGAGCCCCGCCCGCGAGAAGGCCCCCGUCUGGAACAACGACCCCUACCACCACAGCGACUACGGCCACAGCGGCAACAACAGCCCGCACACGAUGGCCGGCGCCCGCUCACAGACCGAUAUCGUCGAUCUCUCGGUGCCGCUGGUCCCGAGCGGCAACACCCACGACGCGCGGUACGGCCAACCACAGUAUGGCCAACCGCAACAACCGCAAAGGAUGUUUUAG
This is a messenger RNA of Aspergillus steynii IBT 23096, 2094 nucleotides long. Its product is annotated as transient receptor potential ion channel family protein. Gene Ontology annotation, biological process: transmembrane transport; fungal-type cell wall biogenesis. The transcript has a single exon. The coding region runs from base 1 to 2094 and encodes 697 amino acids. The record is from RefSeq and is a predicted model, not a curated record. NCBI's taxonomy places the organism in Eukaryota, Fungi, Ascomycota, Eurotiomycetes, Eurotiales, Aspergillaceae.